Pezoporus flaviventris is the source of this 3362-nucleotide messenger RNA. It is a transcript of the gene SEC14L5, whose product is annotated as SEC14 like lipid binding 5. The transcript is spliced from 17 exons. The record is from RefSeq and is a predicted model, not a curated record. Lineage: Eukaryota; Metazoa; Chordata; Aves; Psittaciformes; Psittacidae. Gene Ontology annotation, cellular component: cytoplasm. The coding region runs from base 252 to 2387 and encodes 711 amino acids.
GGCGGGGCUGGCUCGCGCGGCGGUUGAAGCGGCGCUUGGAGCGGGCGGGAGCGGCGCUGUCCGGGUGGGGACUGCGAUCGGGACGGGGACCUCCGCGCUCGGGAUGGGCCCGGCUGGGUCCCGUCGUGCCCGCGGAAUUCUAGCUGGAGUGCCCCUUGCUUUGAGAAGCAGAAUGACUGUCUCAUGGCACUGUUCUGAGGAAAGGGCAUAGAAAGUCUGUCACUGCUCUUUGCCUAAGGUGUGUAGUAAAAAUGGUGCAGAAAUACCAGUCCCCAGUUCGGGUCUACAAGUAUCCUUUUGAGCUCGUCAUGGCAGCAUAUGAGAAACGCUUUCCUACAUGUCCAGAGAUCCCAGUCUUCCUGGGGAGUGAAAUCCUUCAUGAAUCCAGGAGUGAUGAUGGAGCUAUACAUGUCAUUGAACGGAGCUGCAAACUGAAUGUGGAUGCUCCUAGGCUGCUGAAGAAGAUUGCAGGGGUAGAAUAUGUGUUUUUCAUCCAGAAAAACACAGUCAACUGGAAAGAGCGAACUCUCCGCAUUGAAGCCCACAACGAGACUUUUGCCAACCGUGUUGUCGUUCUUGAGACAUGUAGCUACUCAGUUCACCCUGAGAAUGAAGAGUGGACUUGCUUUGAACAAUCUGCAUCUCUCGACAUCAAGUCAUUUUUCGGUUUUGAAAGCACAGUGGAAAAGAUUGCCAUGAAGCAGUAUACCUCAAACAUCAAGCGGGGCAAGGAGGUGAUUGAACACUAUCUGAAGGAGCUGAUCUCCCAAGGGAUCACGUUCAUCCCCCGCUGGACACCUCCCUGUGUGUGUGAGCAGAAGGAUGAGCAAACCCCAGCUGCUGGAGAUGCUGCUGAUGCUGCUGUGGCCCUUGACUCUGGAGCUCUUGGAACUACCAAAGAGCAAACUGGCAGCUCCUGCCUUCCAGCAGAGGCUCUCAGCUCUGAUGGUGACAAGCUGGAUGCUGAUUACAUCGAGCGCUAUCUGGGCCAGCUGACCCCAAUGCAGGAGAGCUGCUUGAUCCGCCUGCGCCAGUGGCUGCAAGAGACGCACAAAGGCAAGAUCCCUAAAGAUGAACAUAUCCUUCGGUUCCUGCGGGCACGGGACUUCAACAUCGACAAGGCUCGAGAAAUGCUCUGCCAGUCGCUGUCUUGGCGCAAGCAGUACCAGGUGGAUUACAUCCUCCAGUCCUGGAGGCCUCCAGCCCUCCUAGAUGAAUACUACACUGGAGGGUGGCAUUACCAAGACAAAGAUGGACGACCACUCUACAUCCUUCGUCUUGGCCAGAUGGACACAAAAGGUUUGGUGAAAGCUUUGGGAGAGGAAUCAUUGUUGCGACAUGUUCUGUCAAUUAAUGAGGAAGGACAAAAGAGGUGUGAGGAAAACACCAACAUCUUUGGCCGCCCCAUCACAUCCUGGACAUGUCUGGUGGACUUGGAAGGAUUGAAUAUGCGGCAUCUCUGGCGGCCUGGAGUUAAGGCCCUGCUUCGGAUAAUUGAGGUUGUGGAGGACAACUACCCUGAGACUCUGGGGAGACUGUUGAUAGUGCGAGCACCCAGGGUUUUUCCUGUGCUCUGGACUUUGGUUAGUCCCUUUAUCAAUGAGAACACAAGACAGAAGUUCCUCAUUUAUAGUGGGAAUAACUAUCAGGGUCCAGGAGGGCUGGUCGAUUAUGUGGACAAAGAUGUGAUCCCAGACUUCCUGGGAGGAGACUGUAUGUGUACUGUCCCAGAAGGUGGCCUUGUUCCCAAGUCACUUUAUCAAACAGAAGAUGAGUCAGAGAACUCGGAUCACAUCCGGUUAUGGACAGAAACUAUCUAUCACUCUGCAAGCGUCCUCAAAGGAGCUCCACAUGAGAUAGUUGUGGAGAUUCUGGAAGGGGAAUCUGUCAUCACAUGGGAUUUUGACAUCCUGAAGGGAGAUGUGGUGUUCAGCCUCUUCCACUCCAAACGAGCUCCUGAAACAAGUCACAAAGAAGCCACGUUACCAAGUACCUCUGCUGCUGGGGACAAUAUGCAGCUGAUUGACAAGACGUGGGUCCUUGGGGUGGAUUACAGCCAUAUGGAAUCUCCACUGGUUUGCCGGGAAGGAGAAAGCAUCCAGGGAUCUCAUGUCACUCGCUGGCCUGGCUUUUAUAUUCUCCAGUGGAAGAUGCAUGGCCCUCCCCCCUGUGCUGCCACCACCCUCCCUCGGGUGGAUGAUGUUCUUGCCUCUCUGCAAGUUUCCAGUCACAAGUGCAAGCUUAUAUACUACUACGAGGUGCUUGCAUCCAAGGACUUCAGGGGAUCCAUGUCGAGUCUGGAAUCUUGUAACAGUGGUUUUUCCCAGCUGAGUGGAGCCACCACGUUGUCCAGCCAGUCCCAGAGCAGCUCCCAUCUUUCUAGAUAGCAGGGCUGAGGCUGCAGCAGUAAGGAAGAGUCACCCAGGGCCUCCUGGCCCCCUAGAGCUGCUCUGUGCACCAAACCAAAGAGCCUCCAGCGGCUGAGCAUGGAGGCAGUUGUUUGCCUGACCACAGGGAGCAGCCAUUUGGACACAGAGAGGCUUCUGGGAGCUGCUGUGAGCAUCGAACAUUAUUCAUAUGGCAGACUUAGAAAUCUUUAUAUCAGAUGUCUACUUCUCAGUAGUCUUUUUCACAAAUGGGUUUUGGAUGAAUGUCAGUUUGCAUGAAUCUGUGUUAUUCCACUUUGAAAGGGCUCUUUCCAGUCAGUCCUUUUCCUAUGUAGAGGAGACUGAUGUUGCCUUAUCUGUUUGCUCUGUAGGACUAUUCAUGUAGCAAAACAAAUCUAGUUUCCUGGGUGCCCAGGGUGGCAGUUACACAUCAGAGUGUGAAAUGGGCACUUCAAGUGCAAGGACUUAAACUGGAAAUUCCUUUAUACAGAGAGGAUUCUUCAAAAAUCAGUUCCAGGGUCAAACCUAAAACCUCUUCUGAUUUGACAGGAUGCUACUAGGAAAUAGGCUGGAUUUUUUUUAACCCACUGAGACACAAGUCAUAAUGGGUUUUGAGAAGGCAAUCUGACUCCAGCAAGCAGCAUCUUUCUGAAGGACUACUGUUCCUCUUUCCUCAGGUUUAUAAGCAAUAAUGAGUAGAUCCAACCUAUCUCAUCAAAGUGGAUGGGAGGUGAAUCAUUAUCAAGGGCUAAGAAAAGCAAUAUUUUAUUUCCUGAAGGCACAGAAUUUUAUGGCAGUAUUAUAGACCUUGCUUUAUUAAAACACAAGUUAACUUGAAGAGAAAACUUUAAGAAAAGGCAUGUAUGUAUUUAAGCUCUUACUGAAAGGUAUUUAUUCAAAUAAUAGCUUAUCUAAGUUAAUUUUUAACUUAUUUGUAACUUCAGAAAUGACUAUUUAUUAAAUCCAGUCACCUUU